CUCAAAUUAAAAUGUUUAUAUAAAUAUUUGAUUUUGACAAGAUUGGGAAGAAAUAUAAAUUCUCUCAAAACAAACAAAAUGACGAAUGCUUUUAUAUUAAUAACGUAGCUUAUAUUUACACGAAGUUCAUAAUUACCGAACAGAUACCUCCAAAGACCUCAAUAUGUAUAUAGAAAAACGUUCUGGGCUCAGGACAUGUGCUUAUUAUGGCUCAAAAAAUUCGCUCGCAGUUUUAAAUGUUAUUUACAUUGUAAGUAUUAAUGUUCAUUUUUUAUAAAUGUUCUUUUAAAUAAUAGUUAUGUUUCUUCCGAAGUGUGGCAUGAUACGUAUGUGGACCAGUGAUGAAGAAUAUAAAAAUAUAAAUUCCCAGGCUAGAAAAUUGAGUUAAAGUUUGACAUGUACUGUUUAUAUAUCCAUGGUGCUGUCUACGUGUCAGAGAACAGGAAAUAGAUGAGUAUCUAAUAGUGAAGGAUGUUUAACUGGCUGUAUUUUUGCCCUACCACUGUUUUUUUUGCACCUCAGACUGUAACUGGGUGUAAACAGAGAAGGGAAAGAGGAAGACUUGCAACAGCAAAAUAUUUAUAAAACACACUGUAGGCCAGACAUUAUCAAUUGUUAGUUAACAAUAUGCAGCCCUAAGAGGUCAUUAAAGAUUGAGAGUACAUUCUUUCAAUAGCUACCAUUUCAAGUCUGAAGAAGGGCACUAGCACAUACUGUAUAGUACUGAAAAUUAUGAUGUCAUUGACAUUGUACGUGGCCCAAGGAAUAUUUUGCUUCUGGCUCCUUUUCAAUAAUGAGUCUCCCUAUAUAGACUUCCCACAAGUCAACCUUGAACGAAACGCAAGCGUGUGAGCGAAACGCAAAAAAUGUGAAUAAGUUAUUGGCUAUCAAUUAACAGGGGGCCGAGUUGUAAAGGCCGUCAAUUAAUGUAAUCCGAGCUACAUUAUCUAAUCGCAUGUGCGGCAUAUUUGUCGCUUCGCUUUGCGAAGCAGUCGUUCUCAAUAUAGGAAGAAGGAAUUCCACGACUGACCAAAUUGCUAACUUGGUCUUUCAUAAGCGAGACCAACGGAACGACAACGAGAACCAGCGACUUGUUAUUUUCCGACAAGUACUGGACAGCAUGUGGAGCUAACUCAAAGGUUAAGCUUUUCCCAUAUCCUGUCUGUUCCGAAACGAACACAUCUCUGUCAGAUAGAUAGGCUUCAAUGGUCUGCCGUUGAUAUUCUUUCAACUCUAAAUAGCCAGAAAACUGCUGUGCCUUUUCAAUCACCUUUGAAACCGAAUUGUCCAUUUAGAAAAUGCCUAAUUGUAUUAAAAUUGUAAACAUAGAAAAUUCCUAAUUGUAUUAAAAUUGUAAACAUAGAAAAUGCCUAAUUGUAUUAAAAUUGUAAACAUAGAAACCACAGACACGGUGUUGAAAGGCAGAACACGAAAUACUGAGCAAUUUCCUUGUUUCCUGAAGUCUAUUUAUAAAUACAUCAACAUUUCCCUUUCACACUUCUCUGAUUGGUUGAAGAGAUCAUCAACAAAUGAAGCUCGCAAUAUAUAUGGAUCAGCGUUACUGACCCAUUUUUGGGUCAGUAAAAUUUGGCGCGCUGCAAGUAUGACAAGUCAGCCUCGCGCGAGCGACGGUCGGUUGCGCUCGCUGCUUGGGUUUCGUUCGAGGUCGACUUGUGGCAAGUCUAUCUCCUAUAGUGAUCUGACAUGUUAGGGGCCUUGUCUUCAUGGAGAUACUAUACUGUAGGACCCAGUCAUGGGAUUAAACUGAACAAAUCCAGUGUGUGGGGUCAUUGCUGAUAAAUACAGUUAAAUUGCUAGGUGAUGGCUAAAUGUCUGAUGAUAGGUCGGUUUACACUAUACACUUAAUUUUGGUGCCCACAGUGGUGUCAAGUAACGAAGUAAAUGUACUUUGUUACUGUACUUGAGUACUAUUUUUGAGAAGUGAACAUGUAACAAAGUAAACUUUUUCUGGAGUACUUUUACUUGGAACAAAGUCAUUUUAAGAAGUAACGUUUUACUUCGUUAUUUUCAUUUUCAAGUAUUUCGUUACUUUCUAACUUUUGUUUAAUUUUAAAUGUGAUUUAUUUCUGGUUUAUUUUAAUUUCGGGAAAGGUUAUAUGAUCUCUACAGGCGUCUGGGAUCUGUCGUUUAUGACUUACUUAUAAAAAAGAUUUAUUUAAUGGAUUUCUUAUAUCUUCAACUGGGUAUGGAAAGUAGACCAUGCUGUGAAAUAUUGUAUAUUCAGUGCACGCAUGUAAUGUGUGUGUUGUUUUGUGUCUUUUGUAUGUUAAUCCAUUGGAGAAGUUCCCCUCCCCCUCUACAUGCUACAGACAAUAGUACUUUUACUUUUACUUUGUACUUCAAGUAUUUUUUAAGGAUACUACUUAAGUACCAGGGGUUUCAGAAUGAUUAGAAGUAGGCGGUUGUACCAAAAAAGUAGCCGGCUGUGACUGAUAAUUAAAAAAACGCGCAAGGAGGGGGAGUGGGGGGCGUGCCCUCGCAUGGAAAUUUAAAAAAUUUUCGUGCGCAAAUUAACAAUCAAAUAAUAUAGAAUACAGAAGUGAGAAGAUAAAGUACAACUGUUCACUUGUUAGAUUUAGAUGUCAUUUGCAUUUAUACUUGUAAGUAACAAUGUACUUUUUAUUGUGCUACUUGUAGUUUAAUCACGAAGGUGUUUGCUGUUCGGAAAAUGAAGACGCAAUUUACAAACAAAAAUAUGCAUAUUCUACGCACAGACAUAUUACAGUAGCUGAGUAGCAUGCAGUGCGGUAGGAAGCUCUUUUUGAUUAGGGACUGAGAACGAGGGCCGAAGGCCCGAGGAAAUUUUUUAAUUUAGAGUCUCUGAAAUGCCAUUUCCUGGACUUUGGGGAUGUUUAGAACAGAAUUCUGAUGGUCAGAAAACAGCGUUUUAGUAUGUCGAAAUUUACAAUUUGUUUACAAUUUAGUAGUACUAAAUGGGCGAAGGCGUAUUUAAUUAACUAUAUAUUGCAUGGAGAAGUUGCAGGAAAGUAAGGGUAAUAUGAUUCUUUGCAGUUUGUCAUGGAUAAUGUAGCCGCUUAAAAUUAAUCAAUUGUCAGUAUUUUAAAGGUAUAUUAUUUAAAUGAUAAAGGAUGCAUGCAUAUUUACCGAUUUACGAUUUGUUAAAUGUUAAUAUCCAUGUAAAUGCCAUGAUUUCGUAAAUCAAUUUAUACUGACAAUACAAUUAUAUUAUAUUUUCUCUGUUUAACAACUAAAAUUUUGUUAUACUAUUAUUGCCGUAAUUUUCCGAAUGACCAACUCGAUUUUCCAAAUAUGUUAAUUCUAAAAAAGUUGGGGUAAACCCCCCCCCCCUCGCUACGGCCCAGAGUUUUUCACUUCAUCACUUUAUCAUAAUUAAUUCGUUGCCAAAGAAUUAGUCACUUGCCAAAAACAUUUACCAAAGUGGCUCUGAAGGUUCUCUGGCUCACUGUCAAAUUCGGAUUCCCCAAUGGCAAUGCUCAAGGAACUGUCAGAGUCAAUCAGAGUUAUCUUCCAGGAAGAUUCACUUCGACACCAACUUAGAAAGCAAGCUAUGUUUGGUACUAUAUAUUAUUGAUCUUAUUGAUCUUCCAAAAUAAGUUAUGUUUUGCUUGAAUUCCAAUUGGAACAUAACAAACAUCGUGUUGGUUCGCUUGUACCUUUGUAUAUAAUUUUUUUCCUGUGACCAGACGAAAAGUAGCCGGCGGUAAAAGUUCAAGUAGCCGGCGGAACUCCGCCGGCUUAUUCUGAAACCCCUGAAGUACGUUUUGCUUCCAGUACUUUUAAAUACUCUUACUCAAGUCGUUUUAUUGUUAAUUACUUCUACUUUUACUCGAGUACAAAUUCAAAGUAAUUUAGUCACCACUGGGGCCCAUACCAUUAUUAUCAUUGCUCGGAAUACAGAUCUAAGUAUUUACAAAGGUUGAGCAUGGAUACAUUUGGGUACCAAAUUGCUGUACCAAAAAUUGAACAUAGUAAACAGGGCUUUGCUGUUGUUGUUGCCAUUGCAUGCUGUUGUUGUCAAGGUUAUUGACAUUGUUGUUACUUUUGUUGUUGUUUUUGUACGUGUACAAAUACAUAACUGUACAUGUGUUCUCAUAAAUUAUAUAAAUUAUUUAGGAUUUAGUGUAAUAAUAAUAUUGUAAAUUUAUAUGUUGUAAUUUUGUCACUGAAAAUUUUUUUAAAAUUUGGAUCCCGAAAAUGGCAUUUGCAGCAUUCUGAGAACACAUUUUGUAAAAAAACUUUAGGUUUUCAAAAUAUUGUUUUAAUGGUGAAUUUUUAAUAAAUCACAUGCUAAGCAUAGAAAACCAACAUUUCAGAGAAAGUAUUCACAUGAUUAUUUACAUUUGUGAUUGGAAUUGCAAGGUGGUUUAAUUAACAACGCCAAUGACAAUGUAAAAAUUUACCAUUGUUUUUCAGCAUAAUAUUUUAAUAUGCAUUCAAAUAUUAACGUGCAGCAGGAAAUUGCGCUGCUAAACAAUAGUAUAAGCUUCAAAAACAACAAAAAUCGACAAUGACAUUUAAAGAAGUGCCUAUUGCAAAAAGUUCACCCCCUAGUGUCCGUCAAAAAAAUAUAUAAAAUGCGUUUGUUGUGACAUGUACAGUACAGACUGAAACAUAUAUGAUUAUAUUGUUUGGUAUAUUACUUAAGUUUAUCAAAUAGUUAUUAUUUAAUAUGACAAUUACGUUAUAUGAGUGUGAUUUGUGUUAUUUGGUACCAUAGAAAUCCCAAUAAGUAUAGUUGUAACAAAUAAAAAGCGUUAAAUUUGUCUAAUUUUGAAUAGAUUUGCAUUGUAUUACCGUGCUUUGACUGUUUUUAUUCUUGCGCUGUGAAUUCAGUGACGUAAGUAAAUCGCGUAUACGAAGCAUAAGUUAUAGUUAUUGAGCCACCCAUUCAUUCGUUGUGCGAUCCGCGAUAAAACGAGGCUGUUGAAUUAAGCAACAUGAAAAGGCUCGUUGCAGGAAGCGUGGAAGAAGACGAAGUUGUGUCCCCGAGCACAUGGUUAAGGGUGUGCGCAUAGCACCAGACAUGGAUGUGGUUCUUAGCAAGUUCACCUAUAUAUCCGAGCUUACCUACAGUACACUGUCCUGACAUAAACGCGGCACCAUCAAAACUGUCUCAUACACAAUGUUUUCUCUUUGCGUUGCUUGUACUUGCCCAGUUGCCCAGAUUUCAAAUUAAAUUAUAUAGGCAGAGGAUUGCGCGGGCCGCGGGUCCUAUAAUAUACUAACAUGCAGUGUCGCCUCAUCGAUUUUUCUAGUAUAUGACUAUAUUUUUUAUUACGCCCGCUCAUCUCGUCGUGCGUUUUGGCGCCCGCCAAAGCCAUCCCUUAGUAUCUUUUUGUGUAUAUAAUAAUAUAAAAAUACUAUAGGGAGAAAAGAUUGCAGGGGCCCUAGGCGAGAAAAGUGGUUGAAGCGUGCUUCCCGCUUUUCAUGCUUAUGAUUUGGAGCUUCUAGCUAUUUUAUUUAAAUAACAUUUAGGCCAAUUAGAAGGGGCCCAAAACGGCCUUACAAGCAAGGGGCCUACCGGACUUUAGCCCGGUGAGGCCGACCUGCCCCUGCGGGCCCCUAGUAUCUGCCACUGAGUUCCCAUCACCAUUCAUGACAGAAAAACAUAUGUCAUAAUUUUCGUUGUAAUGCAGUGCACGCUCAGUAAUUGUUCGUGUUUCACAAUUUUUAAACACCCAGUAAACUUUUCCGUUUCAUGGUUGCAUGUAACAAAAUAUCUUACAGUACUAUCUGGCAAAUAUCUAAAUUUUACCGGAUACUGGUAUCCAGAUCCGACACAUCCCUGUAUCUAAUUUAUGUAGUCAACCUAACACUGGCAGUGAAAUGAAUUCUGAGUUAUCUUGUAAAGUCCCUCUGAUCCAUCCCUAUUAGUCAUUACCAUACAGUUAGCCUGAUUUAUUCACAAUUUGAUUGUUUAGUUUCUUGCCAUUCUGUUGAUAUCUAUUGCUGUCUACGCCAAGAUCACAGCUGUGUUAACUAGCCUACCAAUACUGGGUGCAGUAGUCACAUGUGGUGUUUUCCUGUUAAUCAUUUCAAUAUUUGGUCUUAUUGGUGCUGUAAGACAUCAGCUGGUUAUUCUGUUCUUUGUAUCCUUUUCAUCUAUAACCUGUACAAUGCCAAAUGGCAUGCUUUACGCAGCCCACCUCGACUCCUCAAUUUCUUGUACAAAUAAAGAUAUCGAGAAAUAAAUGAUUUCUUUAUCUUCUUACUAGUUUUCCCUUCUCAACAUAAAUGCAAGUAAAACCUGUUUGCAUAUUAUUAUGAGUGUACAGUAGUGAAAAUUAGAAGGCAAAGAAAAAAUUCUCUCGCCCGUAAGAAUUUAAUGGAAAUACUGUAAUAGGUUUACAAUCUAUCAGGCCGCGUUUACAGUAUAACGAUAGGGCAAAUUUACCGUAGCGUGCUUGUGGUCCGUAGUUGGUACACUACGGUAAAAACCACUCGGUGAUUGUGUCAACACAAUACCAAGAAACGGUAGUUAAAAAAUGGGUCGUCAGAGAACAAACGAAUCUGAGGCGAUUUUGAUAUUACGACCAUCGACCAUGCGAGUAAAAUCCUCUUGCGUUGUGGUGGACUUUAUUUUUCAUUAAUGAGAUUGCUUAAAUUCCACCAGAAUCCACCUCAAUAUACUGUAAAGCUUGAUUUGGUUGUAAAAACGCCACACCCACGAUCUUCCCCCAAAAGCUUGUUCGCAGGUUUCAACUUGCAAUCCUGUUAGAGAUUAUGUAUCUUAGUUUAUCUCUGCUGUUUAGAAUUAAGCUCUAACUAAAAUUUUAAUUUUGUUUCUGAGAUGGUUCGUGACUGUUUCGAUGACGUAACCGUUUCGUUAACGUGACCACCGUAGGUUUAAUUGAGCACCAGCAAGGGUACAACACCUUGUGGACAGGGUCUUUACUCGAAUUUUAGAUUUUGGGAGUAUGUCUAAAUUUCCAGGGUGUGUACUUGACAAUUACCCAUGCAGCAUAGCGAAAUGCACGAUUCCAGUUAAUUAUGGCUAUGCUCAGCAACAAUAUAUAGACUGUGCCUGUGGUUGUUCUAUGCUUUACAACCAAAUACAAGGAGAGCAUAUGCUUAUAUUUCGCCCUGACAUUACAGUAAAUAAUUUUAGCAAUUUUAACACCAUACGGUUCCAAUUACCUAUAUGGCUAUAUCCAUCUAAACUAAAGAACAUCACUGACCACUUUUACGAAUUUCGACAUAAAUAGAAGGAAAUUCUGUCUUGUAAGUUACACUCUAUUUCACGAACCUACACGACUUCACAUAAGUAAUGAAAUUGCGUAAGUCCGGUUCAAACGAAGGUGGGAGUGCAUGAGAUUUGGCAGUCACGUUACUGUUAGCUGUUCUUAAUGCUAUAUUCAAGUUCACAUUAUUAUACAGUUGAAGUACUGAACAAACCUUUCUUGUGUUAAUCUAAGGCUUGAAAUGUUCCCUGUAAAAAUUCAUGACUACCUACUCUCAUCCUCGUUUGACCGGCGCUUUAAUGUCUCUGAUUAAACUUUAUACUGAUGAGAGAACAUGUCUAGAAAAUCGGGCGGGCAGACCCUGGGUACGAGGUUGAGAACAUGUCUGUAUCGUACUGUACAUAACUGAGCAGGCAUAGCGGUAGGUUUCUGUUGACAUGCCUCCUGCAUAAGCAACAGUUGUCAACACAUGUCUGAAAUACCUAAAGUUGUUUUCACUUGUUAUUGUCUGGUAAUGUGUAGCUUGUACAAGGAAAAACAAAAGCUAACAAACAAAUUAUUGAAUAAUGUAAUAUUUCUUAACAAUGAACAAGUACAUGAUAACCCUGGCAUUUUUGUUCAUAUUCUUACUAUCUGUUUCCAUCGCCGCCCUGACUGUCUCUCCAGCGAAACAAGAACAAUUAUUAAGAUCAAGUUGGCAACGUUUGGGAAAUCAAACGAAAGAUGAACUGCAAGUUGCCGGAAACUGUUGUGGUUUCCAUGUACUGGCAGAGUUGGCUAACACUACUAUGUCUCAUCCACCAUGUACUAAGGUAAGUUUAGUAUGCGGCUACAUUUAUCAUUUAUAGAACUUGAGUGAGGGGGAUUCGGCGAAAUAUUACCCGAUGGGAUGAUAUUUAGCCCCAAGAGAAAAAUCAUCACUGAGGUUAAUAUUUCGCCGAAUUCCCCGAGCGGAGGGUCUGUAAAUGAUAUAUUAAACCAAAAAUUCAAAGCCUCCAAGUUGAGAAUAUAAAACGUGCCACAUACCUUCGUGAAUGCGAUGUUUUUUUUAUUAACGCAAGUAUUUCGUCAUUUUUAUUUCGAUAACAUUUCAUAAUUUUAAAAAAUAGCUUUCUUUGAAGUUUGAAAACUUGUCGGCCAUCUUGUUUGCGUGCUCGCCGCACGUGAUUUACGCGAAUCAUAUCACCCGGGUGAUCAACGGGUGAUAUGACCAAAUCAACCCCGUGUGAUAUGACCAAAUCACCCCGUGUGUUAUGAUUGAAAUCACCCGCUACGUCAAAUGACGUAAGGCGUGAUAAAUCCAUCGUUGUAUAUUCUUCAACACACUGUUAAAGACGAUAAAAACGGUUAUAUUUUUGCACAAAACUGUUUGAAUGCGGGAAAUAUUAUUUCAAAGAGACAAAAUCAAGGUGAGGGGUUUUGGUGGAAGUGGGGUAGUGUUCUCCUUCUAAAACUCAAUCUUCCGAGAAAAACGGUAGUAGACUAUAAACAUGCUUGUAUUAAUCCUUGAUCAUGUCUUCUAACGUUUGCAAGCGCAAAAACUUGACGAGCAUAUCUGCAAUGAUUGGAUAUGGUUGACAAUAAGUUUACUUUAUUUUGAAAAUGGGUCAUUGUGUACACUGUCAGGUUCAUCUUUUGAAGGGCACGUGUAAAACUCGAAACCGAAAAGAUCGCGACUUCAGCCCAUGUAACCAAGUAUAUACAUUCUAAAAACAGCUUGGUUAAAAUUUUCCUGGUUAACCUAGAUCGUAGCCUACUUGGGUUAACUUGAUAAUUCUGGUUAGAUUUCUUUGUUAUUUUAUCUCACUUCCUACCAUAGUCUGCUUAAUGUAACCAGGAAUCUGGUUAUCUUCGACCAGCACAUCCUGGUUAAAUUAACCAGACUAUGUUAGGAUAAAUAACCAGGGGCCCCUUGUAAAAUAACCAGGAAAGUUAACCCAAAUAGGGUUAUUUAUAGCUUGACCAGAAACAUUAUGACAAAACAUAAGAUUUUUAAAGUUUAUUGCUUCCUUACACGAGCGCUAUGAUGCCGCCAAAGUUAGUUGUACCAAUUUUCGGGUGACGCGUCCGUGUUGACGAAAACGUCGCUUGCUUAAGCUCACUAAUACAAUUAUAAUAACAUCGUUAUCGGAAUAUCCAGACCUCACAACGGCAAAACCUCGACCUCUAAGCGUGGAGAGCACAAUAGACGUGUUUAUGUCUCUUUUUAAUGCUUCUAUAUUGUUAUUCGUACACUGUAAAUUUCAUGGAGUUAAAUCGACUCCAAAAACGGUGACAAAAUAACAUUUUUGGAGUUGAUCAGACUCCUUAACAUUGACAGUGACAGUGUAGCAUUUUGCAAAACACAACUUCCAUGUCGUCAUUCACACUCCAAUGCAUAAUAUGCUCGUCCAUUGUGCUUUUCGUGCUCAGAACUGAGAAGUAGAUUUUGAGUUUUGACUUUGGAAUGGACAACAUUACUUGAAUUAGCUGACAGUCUGUUUCUAUGCCUAUAGCUUCUGGUUUUAAAUAUAGAUUUUAAAAUACUGAUUUGAGGAUCAAAUGAAAAAAAAUUAUUAACAAAUUAUUUCACAAUGAUGAUUGAUGUAAAUGUCGUAACACACUUUUUGGAAAACAUUCCAAUGCCCUCUUAUUACUCUGCAAGUUGUUUGAAGCCCUCCACAUUUGAAAUAUGUACUCAGUAAAAUUCAUUCAGAAGAUGGCUAAGAAUGUUAUUUAUUUAGUCACAGACUGAGUUUUAGCCGUUACAUUGGUUAACGUUUUGUGCUUCGUUCUUACUCAUCACAUUUUUCUGAUAUUUCUAGCUUCCAUGUUGUAAGAAGAAGGCUCACAAUUAUUGUGACCAAUGUCCCGCGUGUUUUACGUACUUCAAAGAUUCAAUUGACCAAGUUUUAUCUGUGGCUGGGGGUGUCGGCUUGUUUUUCAGUUUUACUUUGGUAAGGAAUCCUCGGCAGUUUUCGAGAAAAAAUAUAUUAUUUUAAUCACUUUAUAUGCUAGAGUACUACACAGCACUACUCACCUUUUACACUCAUCUUUAAAAUCCAGAUUUGAAAUCCCUCUUUGACAAAAGGACCACUUUAUUACAAAUUUCAUACCUUUGAUGUUAUUUAUUAUGAAGCAGAAUAAAGCCUGUUAGGUUUCUUAGUUUUACUGCUUUCAACCUCGUACCCAGGGUCUUUCCUCUUGGGGCGAAAAGACCCUGGUAGACGCUGGUCACGUGAUCUUCUAAAAUCGAGCAGAUUUCUAAUUAACUAUCUUGGAUUCCUUUACAAAAAUCAUACAAAAAGCAAAUUAUAAAUUAAACUAUAAAACUUAUCCAAAUAUCAAAUAUUUAUUGACCUCAUCUUGGAUUGCUAAUUAAAAAUCUUCUAGAUUUUAGCAGAUCACGUGGCCAGCGUCUACCAGGGUCUUUUUUCCCUUCGCCAAGAGGAAAGACACUGGGUACGAGGUUGUACUGCUUUGUGUUUGUCAAUUCUUUGACGAUAUAAACAUCCAGGAAAUCGAUCGUUAUUCAUAUUUUUUACGUAUUUCUCCGCGAAGAAGACCUCCCUCGAAGAGAGUCAAAAUGCAAUCUAGUUACUUCAACAUGCACGCCAAGAACAUCGCCGUAUUCGAGUCGUUGUAUAACGCUGCCUCAGCACAUUACUACUGGGUUUUUAGCUAGCUCAUGAAGUGAACGAGCGCGCAAGUUCCUAUGAAAGAACUCCUACCUCACUAAUUCCUCAGACUCAAACCUUGUCUUGUUCCGUGCCAGAUCCUUCCCGCCAUAUCAGAUUUGAUUGACAGGCACAUCGAUUUUGACCAAUGGGAAUUUUGCGUUGUGUGGGCAACGCGUAUUUCGUUUCUUGUUGUGUUGUCGGCAGUCCCUCCUUUCUCCCGAGGGACUGCUCGUGGUUUAGGCAGAUCUUAUCCCUACUGAUACACAACCUUCAACUGCAUGUAGUACAAUGACCAACCUGGUCAGACUCCGUAUUUCACAUAAUCUGACCCUAUUUCUCUACUCACGCCAAUGCUCGAGACAACCCACGCAUAACACUUCUCCCAACCCAAGUUGAUCUUAUGCCAUCAUACCCUCUUUCGGUCUUUCCCAACCUCACCAACGACCUAUUAACACUGAUCCGUCGUCUUCUCAAUUGACCUUUCUUCGGAUGGUUUCUCCAAACAGUGCUAAAUGUUUGCAAAGUCAAAAUCUCUACCCAACUCCAUUCUGUUGCAAAUCAUUUUUCCACGACACCCACCUUGCGGCAUGCCGUCAUCUAAACUGAGUCGAUCCACAUGUAAACCCAACCUCGUUCCCAGGCUCUUUCCUCUUCUGGAGCAAAUGUAAACCUUCUUGCACGCUUUGACCGCUGCCUCACCCGGCGUGUCGUCUCUCAAACCAGUUGCCCUCGCGUCCUGCUUUUAAAACCUGUUUGCAAGAUUUGACGUAAAACGGCCUUUUUGACAAGCAAAAAUAAUCCGUUGGACAUAACUUCUUUAUCAUCAGUCACUCUGAGAAAUAAAUGGCGGGUGUGCCACAAUGUUAGACCUCCCGAAUGCUUUUGGAAUGCUUUGGUCUCCUACAUGACGCCAUCAACAUCGCUUUGCGCCAAGUCGGUAUCCCCACAUCGGUAUCUUUAUCUCCAAUAUGCGUAUACGAUGACGAUGAACAUUUCUAUAGCUCGAAUUUACUUGUGGAUGUGAUCAAAUGCGCUUUAUACAUCGAGUAUUACGCUCACCUUACUGCCUAGAUUAUUUUAUCUUUACAACAAUUGUGAUAUUACUUUCUUUACUGUGUUUAUCCUAACCCACCUUGUCAACUUUCCCUGUUGGAGGAAACCGGAGCACCCAGAGAAAACGCAAGACUUUCAGAGCAUAACAUUGGCUUGCUGACUCUUUUCACAUUAGUCCAUGACGAUUAACGAGAACCAAACCCACGAACUCAAAGGUGAAAGGCUCUUGCACUGACGGCUGCGCCAUUAACCGAAGCCACGACUGUGUCACCGAAGCUGCACUACACUACACUACACCACACUACACUACACUACACUACACUACACUACACUACACUACACUACACUACACUACACUACACUACACUACACUACACUACACUACACUACACUACACUACACUACACUACACUACACUACACUACACUACACUACACUACACUACACGACACUACACUACACUACACGACACGACACCACACUACACCACACCACACCACACCACACCACACCACACCACACUACACUACAGGGUGUAUAAAAAAAAAACUGAACACAUUUGAAAUUGCUCUCAAUUUCGCAAAAAAGCCAUUAGUAUCUAGUUUUUUUUAUGUAUAUAACUUCUUUGGGUACUUAUAAGGUAGAAUAAUGAAAAUAAUUCUUGAACUCAAAUUUUGUGAACCAGGGGGGUGUGUCUUUUCCAACAAAUGGCUUGCGCACGAAAUUUAAAAGCUUUAAUCGUAUUUUGAGUUAAUAGAUGGAAAAUUUGUUGGGUUUUUAAUUACUGUACAAAAUUUCAGACAAUUUGCUUUAGUUUAAAUCCUUUAACUACCAUUUUUUCCUAAAAAAAACAGCCUUUCGCAUGCUUAAUUCAUGCCUUUACCUAAUUUGCACAUUGCUGACAUAUGCAAAUUGGGCAAAUGCAUUAAUUAAGCAUGCAAAUUGCUGAUUUUUUAGGAAAAAUGUAAGUUUGCGUGAAUAGUUGAAUGGCGUAAACUGAAGCAAAUUGUCUGAAAUUUCGUGCAGCAAUUAAACACCCAACACAUUUUUCAUCCAUUAACUCAAAAUACGAUUAUAGCUUUUAAAUUUCGUGCGCAAGCCAUUUUUAGUUUGUCGGAAAAUACACCCCACCCCCCCCCCCAGUUUACAAAAUUUGUGUUCCAGAAAUUUUUUUCAUUAUUCAACAUUAUAAGUACCCAAAGAAGCCAUAUGUAUCAAAAACUGGAUACUAAUAGCUGUUUUGCGAAAUUGAGAGCAGUUUCAAAUCUUUUCAGUUUUUUUAUACACACUGUAUAAUAUAGCAUUGCUCUGUACCAGAAUCCGUAAUAAGUUGCAAGAAAAUGUAAUAUGGCCUUAACGUUCACAGCACGUAACAUUCUAAUUCAUGUUAUGUUUAUCUUACAGAUCUUUGGUGUUUAUGUGGCAUACAAAUAUCGGAAUGUUAAAGAUCCCAGCAAUCUAUCUGGAUCAUUUCUUUAAGUCACUUAGUGAUACAUGCACAUAGAUAUCUUAUAUACACUAGAUAGCGCAUCUCUUUUAGUAAAAUUGAAGCUAAGAAUAUUCCAGCGGUGACCCCCAUUUGAAUAGAUGGCGGCCAUAUUGGAGCUUCCCACUCGCUAAUAAACGUUUAAAAAACAACAAUAACUUUCAUCAUUUGAAUAGUUUGAAAAUGUAUUUGGAAUAGGUUUAACUUAGGCCCCGUUUACACUAUACCGGAUUGCUAUCGGAGUGGGUCAAAUUUUGUAGGUAUCGAAAGGCUGUGAAGAUUUUUACUCUCAGAGACCCAAAUAAACAUGCCAAUUCUGUCAAACUAAUACUGAGCAUUUGCUACUAACCAUUGCUCCUUAACGGCAAAAGAAGUUGUCGUGACGAGCGAAUCCGGUAUAGUGUAAACAGGGCCUUAAUGUUUAAGUUCCCUGUUUAAGAAAUAGAAAAUAUACGAGUCUUCUCAUUUCAUGGGAAUAUCCUGAGUCUGCAAUCACGGCUUCAAUUUUUGAAUUGCAGAAUAAUUAGGUGCACUAUAUCUAGUGUAUAUAAGGCCACAUAAAAAAAUUACUUGUUUAGCGUCCACCCAUUUUAAUUUUACUAGGUCGGGCGGGCGGAUUUUUUUCUUUUUUUUCGUAAAAUGCAACACAAAAUUCUGCUAAAUGCAGGAAAUCCAGUAUAUUACCACAGUCAAAACUCACUUUAAUUCUUUCAAAAUCCGUUCAUGUUUUUUAAUACCGUUCAUGUUUUUAAUAAAACAGAAAUGAUUACCGUUUGGCGGUCACGCGCGAACACUUUAGCUGCGAGGAAGGAGUAAACGUAUUACAUAGCUCCCAGAAGAAUAAAAUCACCAUUUUUUCAAGUAAAACGGUCUUUUUUAUAGAGAGUUUUUGCACUAAACUCGGACGGAUUUAAAAAAAAAAAAAAAAAAAAGUUGGAGGUCGGGGACUUUUAUCAGGUCGGGCGGGGACGCUAAACAAGUAAUUUUUUUUAUGUGGCCUAAGAUAUCUAUGUACAUGCAAGGUAGCAUACUGCGUACUUAGCUAAUAUUUAACGCUGAAGCACUUAUACGUGAUAGAAGUGAAGGAUAGAACUGACGUUAUUUAAACACAUGCAUAUCAUAUAUGAUCUAGACAAUAUAUUUUAAUAAAAAGAUAAAGUGUGUGAGAAUUUAUUGUCUAAAAACAGAUAAUGCCAUAAUGUUGCAUUUUAACAAGUUGUAUGUACCAAGUGCCGUGCGCAUUGUGCUACUAUACCGCCACCAUUAACCAAUCAGAGAUUGUCACAGUG
Paramuricea clavata is the source of this 14671-nucleotide messenger RNA. Lineage: Eukaryota; Metazoa; Cnidaria; Anthozoa; Malacalcyonacea; Plexauridae. The record is from the annotation of a GenBank genome assembly.